This is a messenger RNA of Ornithodoros turicata, 2694 nucleotides long. RefSeq names its product 4-pyridoxate dehydrogenase-like. Bases 375 to 2183 code for a protein of 602 amino acids. Lineage: Eukaryota; Metazoa; Arthropoda; Arachnida; Ixodida; Argasidae. The transcript is spliced from 13 exons. The record is from RefSeq and is a predicted model, not a curated record. Gene Ontology annotation, molecular function: oxidoreductase activity, acting on CH-OH group of donors; flavin adenine dinucleotide binding.
AGCAACGGUGGAAUAGUCGGAGGCACGUGUGUAGAUAGAUGUACUCAUCACACGUGCUGUGAGUUAUCGCAACUUCGAGCACAAGACGGUAGCAGCACGUGUAUGGGCACAAGGAAAAAUAAUACCCCUGUCGCACCGACUAAUUUAGAGUCACACGGCCUUGAGUGACACUUGGCAGAAAGUGCACUACUGAUUUAGUGAGUUCCUCAAAAUCGCUUGACUUCAGUUCGCUUCGCCGGAUAGAGUGGGUAGCCUCUACAGCACGCUUUGAGGUACAGAACCCCUGCUAUUGACUGCACUGCAGAAGAACGGCACGAAACACGUAGGUCUCGGGAUUCAAUCAUUUCGAGGAGCGACAACACAGCCAGGUCAAGAUGGACAUCGAGCUGCCCCACACUCCAAAACCUAUCACUUUCACUUUGACGUUUCUGAUAGCGGCGGUAACGUUCACAAUUCCUCCGCCCGACUCGUAUUACGACAAGAGCACUAUUCUACCUCAGUACGACUACGUUAUCGUGGGAGGAGGAAGCGCGGGAUGUGUCCUGGCCAACAAAUUGUCAGAAGACCCCAACAUCACCGUACUCGUAAUCGAAGCUGGAAAGUCCGAAGACGCAACGACGUUAAUUCCCCUGACCGCCUCUUUGCAAAUCAACGAGCACUUUGACUGGAAAUACAGGACAGUGCCACAGAAAAACGCUUGCCUUUCCGUCGUAGACAAGGUUAGUCGCUGGACAAGUGGGAAAGUGCUUGGAGGAAGUAGCGCUAUAAACUUUCUUAUCUACAAACGUGGUAACCCCGAAGACUACGAUCGGUGGGAGAAAGCGGGUGCAGCCGGAUGGGCAUACAAGGACGUCUUACCAUAUUUCAAGGACGUAGAAAACUUCAUGGUUCAACAAUAUGUCAAGAACGGUUAUCACGGCACGAACGGGAGCCUUCCUAUUACGACGAAUUCAUUCCAGACUUUACUGAGCCGAAAGUUCAUGCAAGCAUGCGCGCAGAAGGGAUAUAAGAGGAUCGACUACAAUGCAGACACACAAAAAGGCUAUUCUCGUGUUCAGAACAAUAUUCUUGACGGACGACGUGUGAGUUCAAGCAAGGCCUGGAUCCAGCCUAUCGUUGACGAAAGGCCAAACCUUCAUAUUACCCUGAGCAGCUUCGCCACAAAAAUUAUCCUCGAUGGACGUAUUGCCCGCGGUGUGACGUUCGAAAAGGAUGGAGUAACAUACACCGUCAGCGCUACCCAAGAGGUCAUCAUAUCUGCUGGAACCGUGAGGUCGCCACAGUUACUAAUGGUGUCCGGUAUCGGCCCAAGAGAACACCUCAAAAGCUUAGGGAUUCCCGUCGUAGCUGACCUACCAGUAGGCGACAACCUCAAGGAUCACGUUACUGUUGGAGGAAUCACAGCAUUCAUGAAAGCUGACGCUGAUUUACAGGUUCGGGAUCCCAACGCCCUUCUCAAUUAUAUUACCAAGAGCACCGGUCCGUUCAGUGUUGGAGCAGGAAUAGAAUCCCUCCUCUAUCCGCAGACGAAGUAUGUCACCACUCCCGAUUAUUCGGAUGUGGAGCUAGCCAUGAUUUCUCUUCGACCAGGCAUAGAAGAAACCAAACAACUACUCACGGACGUCGGAUUCCCCGAAGAGGGCUUCGACGCAUACUUCGGCCCACACCAAAACGAACCAGGCUUCCAGCUGUACCCACUGAUGUACGGACCAAAAUCAAAGGGAGUUCUAAGGCUGCGCAGCUCGGACCCCCACGACCAUCCACUCAUAGACCCACGCUACUACUCUCAUCCCGAUGACGUCAAACGCUGUGUUGCAGCCGUGAAAAUUGCCUUGGAUGUGGUUUCGGCGAAAGCGUUGAGAGAAGAUCUUGGAGCUAAAAUCUGGGACAUUCCUUACCCUUCAUGCAAGCAACACAAGCUAUGGUCUGAGAAGUACAUAGCGUGCAUGUGCACCCACUUGACGUUCACGUCGUGGGACUUCUCGGGAACCUGUCGCAUGGGCAACGGAACGAACUCUGUCGUAACGCCGCGUCUCUGCGUUUGUGGCAUUGGCAACCUACGAGUCGUGGACGCUUCAGUGAUGCCCGAAAACGUGGCUGCGAACAGCCACGCCCCAGUCCAGAUGGUUGCCAUGAAAGGUGCUGCGAUGAUCCUGGAAGACUACUAUGCCAAGAGACGGUGACGGAUACUGGGGGAUCAUCUUCAAUGUAGACUGCAGAUGCGGUGGACUCACGUUAAUCCGAUCUUGGAUACUUCAUACUUUCGGUUAAUUCAAAAAUAUUCCAAUUGUUUGUUUAGACCGUUCUCAAUCUGUUGCAAAACCACUUAAUGUGAACGUCGGCUUUGCCUGCGUCAUACUUCCCUCGUAAAAUGUUUCUGUUGCCUUCUGCGUGUUGGUGAUGAGCCACCUGAGGCAUUGCUCAUUGGCACCGCUUGAGGCACCUGCCUUUCCGCGCAUUGCUCACCUUCGCAUGUCUCUGUCUCUGAAAGAAGAGUCUUAUAAGAAACUGGCCGCCUUGGCCAGGAUGACUUUUUCCCGGGGCUCAAGUAUUGCCUAGAAAAUAAGCAAGUGUCUUUUCAAUGCCUCUUCGUUUAUAUCUCGUUGCAUUAAAUGGAUGGAAACAUAUCUUUCGCCAAUGUUUUGCGUGUCCCUACUUAUAUAGUCGGGCUUCUCCAGGGGGAAGGAGGAGAAG